AUGUUGGAAAAGAACCAAGCAGAGCAGGAACAAGUAGGUGACGGAAACAGACCGGAAAACAACUCACCAGAUGACCCAGAUUCUAAAAAGAAAAAAAAAUUACAAGAUAUUCUUGCAAGAAACACAAGCCCAAAGUCAGACAGAAAUGACGGUAAGACAAACACUUCAUUACCAAUCCCAGGCCAAGAUAUUUCCACACAAAAUAAAGAAAAUCCAACCGACUCAUGGUUGUGCCACGACUGCAAAAAAACACAAAGGGACCUCCAUGGCUGCAGUUGCUGUGAAAAUUGGUAUUGUGUAAAAUGUCAAAGGAUUCUAAGUGUAAAGGAAGCAAACUUCUUAAAAGCUUCAAAAUCAGAAGCUGUCCACUGGUACUGUAGCUCAUGUUACCCCAAAAUAAAUCGCCUGAUUGUCAAUGUUAACCAAUCUCAUGAUACUUGCAGCAGCAGCACACAGAACCUGGAUCCAAUCCCAUUAGUCGAUAAGGUCAGCAAGCAACUUGAAUCUCACAUGAAAACGAUGAUACAAAACACAUCAGAGUUCCUAGCCGACCACACCAGACAAAUGCUCCAAAGUAGUGAAGACACAUCCGAAAAACUCCUUCUCAAUAUAGACAGGAAAUUAGAUGGCCUACAAAAAGAUCUCGCAGAAUUCGCCAAAACAAGGAAUGAUAACAUGCAACCAAGGCCAAUCAACCAAAGUUUAAACAAUCAAAUAACCUCUCUAGUAACUAACACAGAUAGAGAGAAGAAAGUGCAAUGUUAUAAUACACAAUAUAAAGGAAGUGCAAGAUCCUAAUUACAGAAAUAGACAAAACCAUGACCAAGAGAAAGUCGAGGAAAUUCUAAAUGGACUGGAAAUUGACGCCAGUAUUGUAAAAACAGCAAGACUCGGUAAAAGACCAGAGGACAGGAACAGAAGUAGGCUAACACUAGUAACAAUGGGAUCUGAAGAUCAACAGAUACAAAUUAUCUCUAAAGCCAGAAACCUUAGAAGAGACCAAAGAUGGGACAAUAUCUACAUUCAUCCUGAUCAGACACCACAAGAAAGAGAGAAAGCAAAACAACUUAGGGAUGAACUGAGAUACAGGACAAAUGAGGGGGAAACAAAUAUUAUGAUUAAAGGUGGCAAGAUAGUACAAAUCCCAGAAAACCAAGACCAAGGAAGAAAUGUACAACCAAACAUCACCCCCAGCUGUAGUCAGACCCAAAGAAUAUAA
This is a messenger RNA of Owenia fusiformis, 1219 nucleotides long. The record is from the annotation of a GenBank genome assembly. NCBI's taxonomy places the organism in Eukaryota, Metazoa, Annelida, Polychaeta, Sabellida, Oweniidae.